AUGGACAGCAGGCUAAUGAAUGCUGCGAUUGGCUGUAUCGUAACGAUCCAGAUCAUUAACUUCUCCGUAGGCCUGCCUCUGAACUGCUACAUCAUUAAACUGCUUCUCUCCAAAGGUGGAGGAGUGGACGUUUCUGUGGUUUUUGUGCUGAACCACACUGCAGCCGAAAUCAUCUACUGUCUUGUUGCACCUUUGUACAUAGUGUGCAUUAUUAGCUUAGAACUCUGUGUUGGCCCAUUGCUGGGUCUCUGGAUUGGUACCUGCAUGCCUGCCAGAUACCUGUUCCAGUGCUGGGUGUGCGUGGAGCGUUACAUGGCGGUGAUCCACCCUGUGACCUUCCUGAGGUUCAAACCAAUCAGGUAUAGGGUGGCGUGCGCCGCCGUGGCCUGGAUAUGGGCUCUGGCAAUGGGCACUACCUCAAUGUGCACAUUUCCACUUCUGCCCUACACUGCCUUCGGAGUUCUAUAUCUCAUCAUUUUUCUUCUCGACUCCUUUUGUUGUGUCAUGAUUCUGAAAGGUCUGCUGCGUCCUGGGCCAGGAGACAGGGAGAGGGAGGACAGGGAGAUGAAUGCUGCCAAAAAGAAGGCCUUUAAAGUAGUCUGCAUGAACCUUCUGACAUUUUUGAUUCAGACCAUCCCAAUCGUUUUUUCCUUUGGCCUUCAAGACAUUUUGCUCCCAGAUCACUUUCACUUGGCAGUAGCCAUCGGCAUGACGAUCAAUAUCGCUGCAGGGUUUGUCCAUCCGAUCUUUGUUCUCCACAAAGCUGGUAAACUCUCAUUUAUUAAGUGCUAA
Messenger RNA from Colossoma macropomum (tambaqui), 792 nucleotides. Its product is annotated as G-protein coupled receptor 4-like. The transcript has a single exon. NCBI's taxonomy places the organism in Eukaryota, Metazoa, Chordata, Actinopteri, Characiformes, Serrasalmidae. Bases 1 to 792 code for a protein of 263 amino acids. The record is from RefSeq and is a predicted model, not a curated record. Gene Ontology annotation, molecular function: G protein-coupled receptor activity. Gene Ontology annotation, biological process: phospholipase C-activating G protein-coupled receptor signaling pathway; positive regulation of Rho protein signal transduction.